UCGCGCCUAAGUCCCAAAACCAUAGAUUUCAGGCGGCGGACUGUUUGUAGCCGCCUGACAACGGCACCAUCUCGUGGCAUUGACUGGCGCAUGCCACAACCUCCGUCGGGCGGUCAGCAUCUGGGAGGGGGUGGAGGAGGAGACAAAGGAGACGGCGGAGGUGGCGGAGGAGACGGCUCACAGUUUGCCAGAAAGGGGACGGGCGAGACAUCGUCGGUAGAGAAGGCGUCCGGCGGAAAGGGGUCGGGCGGGAAGGACUCGGGCGGAAAGGGGUCGGGCGGGAAGGGGUCGGGCGGGAAGGGGUCGGGUGGGAAGGGGUCGGGCGGAAAGCGUAGAACGUCCGGGAGUCCCCAGUAUAUGGAAACUGACCCCCACUAUGUAGGGAGUCGAGAUUCCAACAUGCAAGACGAGGCCACCCUGAGGUCUAAUCAAACUCGAGACUGGCGGUUUCGCGACGUGGUAGAGGGGCCCACUGCAGGGGUGUUGGAGACCGAUGGUGGCGAGUAUGAACGUCAUACUUCUGGGGAAGAGGACCGCUCUCUGGGAACGCGUACUGUACAUCGGGAAGAGGAGACUCAACGCUGGCAGUCUCGCAAAGUGUUGGAGACCGGGGGUAGCGAGUGUGAACAUCAUGCUUCGGAGGAUGCGUCCGUGGACACUGACGGCGAGAGUGCAAGAGCUCCGGGGGAAACGCAUGCUCUACAGCGGGGAGAGGAGACUCGUCAGUUUCCGACUCAGGAAGACGUGAAGGGGCUACACGCACGAGCGCUGGUGAUCGGGACGUUCGAAGAGGUUCUGCACAGUCGUUUGGCUGUGGCCACGACGCGAGAGGGUGUCGUUAAGGGAGGUCAGUGGACGUUCGUGCAAGCUCCCGUUCUUGGCGACGAUGAAGACGAAGAAAAACCCGCGGUGGAAGCUCGGGUUCAUGGCGAUGAGAAAGGCGGAGAACCCGUGGUGGAAGGCGGUGAAGUGACUGUCGGCAUCCUGACGGAUCCACAGCAGAAAGAUGGUGAUUCUUCGCCCACCCGUUGCGGUGAAGAACAGGGUGGUCGAGCAUCUGUCUUAAGCACCGCUCGGGGAAUGGUGCUUCAUGAAGCCAUAGAGUUGGGUGACGACUCGACUGCCAACGAGCUGGUUAGCGACUCAGGCUUGGCCGAGAUGCAGAACGUCGAAUACUCCGUGGAAGGCGGUGAGGUGGCCGUCAGCAUCAAGAUGGAUCCAGAGCGGAAACAUCAUGAUUCUCCGUCCACCUGUUGCGGUGCAGAACAGGGUGAUCGAGCAUCAGUCCUCAGUACCGAUUGGGAAAUGGUGCUUCAUGAAGCCAUCAACUUGCCAAGCGACUCGGCAGCCACCGAGCUGGUUAGCGACACAGCCGUGGCCGAGGUGCAGAACCUCGAAUCGUCCGUGGACGUUGAUGCAGUGGCGCGACAGGAGGGCGAGUUCCCUCAAAGGGCUCCCGAGCACGUUGGGGCUACAUCAUGUUUUCGCGUUCCGUUGCCUACUAAGGAGCUUAGCGCAACGGACUUGAGAAUGUUGCCGAACGUCUGCGGAGAUUUCAGCAACGGCUACGAGGUGGUAUCCUCGGUUCGCAAAAGGGUCAGUUCAAUUCCGUUGACCAGAAGAAGUCUUCAAACUUUUGUUCAAGAGGAAUGGCUUUCCGACGAGGUGGCGGAGUCGUACUUGGCCUUGCUUGCCAACGCGGUGUUGCCUGGGUGUCCCUCUCUUUACAUUUUCAGUCCCUUUUUUUAUACCAAGCUCGUCCGUGGCGGCUAUCAACAUGAUAGGGUUGCGAGAUGGACAAAAGAUGUGGAUAUUUUCUCGUACGAGAUGGUCUUGAUUCCUGUCCAUAAACAUGGAGUGCAUUGGACCCUACUAUGUCUCCGAGAACAACGGUUGGAGUACUACGACUCUCUCGUACAAGACAAUGGCGGUUUUUCUUCCAAUGUGAUUGCGAACUUCACGCAAUACCUCCGUGACGAAGCAGUUUGUCAUUAUGGUCAAAAAACGAAAGUGAAUCUCCAGGAGCCCAAGGUGGUUGUUCGUGGUGUCCCUCAACAAUCGGACAGGUCGAGCUGCGGUGUUUUCAUGCUCGCCUUCGCUUCAUUUUUUGCCCGCGACUGUCCGCCACCAUUUUCAAUAGCCCAACGCGAUAUUCCAAACAUCCGGCUGAGGAUUGCGGUGGACAUACUCCAAGGUGCUGAAUGAUACAUUGUUGUUAAAAUACGCGUAGUUUUUUUUUCGAAAUGCCAUGAGCAGAAGUGCGAAUUUAUUCCUACUUGAUCUUCAAGUCGGCCGGUUCGAGUUGUGCUGUUGGUUUGAUGAGGUACCGGAUUGCAGAGGACGUUUUGGUCAAGUAAACGCUUAGGUGUCGA
Molecule: messenger RNA, 2372 nt
Organism: Chara braunii
Lineage: Eukaryota; Viridiplantae; Streptophyta; Charophyceae; Charales; Characeae
Source: the annotation of a GenBank genome assembly